Messenger RNA from Neltuma alba, 1998 nucleotides. RefSeq names its product F-box protein At5g46170. The transcript has 2 exons. Bases 320 to 1486 code for a protein of 388 amino acids. The record is from RefSeq and is a predicted model, not a curated record. Gene Ontology annotation, molecular function: protein binding. NCBI's taxonomy places the organism in Eukaryota, Viridiplantae, Streptophyta, Magnoliopsida, Fabales, Fabaceae.
AACACAGACACAAAUGCACAACGGACGCAUCUUUUUCCCUCACGAACGCACAAUCUCUCUCUAAGGACAAACCGUGACUCUACCACAAUCCCCACCAUUUCCAUUCUUCUUUCUGCUCAUUUUCCUCUUCACAUUCUGAUUUUCCCUAUUUUGCCAUCUCUCCCCUGCUCAAUUUAAUACCAUGUAGAUCUGCUUCCAACCCACUCCUUUCAGACAUCCUUCCGAGCCCCAUGCCCUUACACCGUCGAAAUUUCUGAGCUUGAUCUCGGCUAUAUUUCCCAAUUCGUCUUUUGAACAAUCUGUCGUUUUAAUCUCUACAAUGUCCUCCCUUCGUCCAGAUCCGACCUCCAGAAUUCACCCGGAGCCGGAUGUGGUCGAAAUUGAUCAUUUCGAUCGCCUCCCAGAUUCUCUGCUUCUCCUCGUCUUCAACAGGAUCGGCGAUGUCAAGGCCCUAGGUCGGUGUUGUGUGGUUUCCCGGCGAUUCCACUUUCUAGUGCCCCAGGUUGAAAACGUCGUCGUUCGUGUGGACUGUGUUAUAUCCGACGACGAUUCCUCUUCUUCUGCGGCCUCGUCAGACAAAUCUCGCGGCCCCUUCUCUUAUCUAUUUAGGGUAGUGUUUGGUGGGAUUGUGAAGCCCCUUCAAGCUCUGGGUCAGUUGUUAGGGCCCAGAAGGGCUUCUGUGAGUUCAGGUUCUUCGUCUUCGUCAUCCUCGCUUGCUGUUGGGAGUGAAGACGUGGAAGGCCAGCAAGGCGGUGUGACCCAUCACUCCCCUACUCAAGUUUUGAAGAAUUUCAACGAGAUUCGGUUUCUUCGAAUCGAGCUACCCAGUGGGGAAUUAGGAAUAGAUGACGGGGUUUUGUUAAAAUGGAGAGCUGAUUUUGGGUCAACUUUGGAUAAUUGUGUAAUCUUAGGCGCUUCUUCGGUCAUUCACCCAAGAAAGUCUUUGAAUUCUCAGGAUGGGAAUUCUGAUGCCUUAUGCGUCAACUAUGGCGGUGAUGACAAUGGAAGCAUACCUGAUUCUUUUUACACAAACGGGGGUCUGAAACUUAGAGUUGUUUGGACAAUCAGCUCUUUGAUUGCUGCUUCAGCAAGGCACUACUUGCUGCAGCCAAUCAUUUCAGAGCAUAGAACAUUAGACAAUUUAGUUUUGACAGAUGCGGAUGGGCAGGGUGUGUUAUACAUGGAUAGGGAUCAGUUGGAGGAGCUGAGGGUGAAGCCUCUUUCAGCUUCUUCAGCAUCAAAGAGGACUCUUGUUCCUGCCCUCAGUAUGAGGCUUUGGUACGCACCCUACAUAGAAUUGCCAAAUGGGGUUGUUUUGAAGGGCGCAACUCUUGUUGCAAUUAGGCCAAGUGAGCCAUCCCCCAUGGGGAAGAAGGAAAUGUCUGAUUUGUCUUGGGUUUCAACAGCAUUUGAAGAGCCUUAUGGGACUGCUGUGAGGAUGCUGGUGAAGAGGAGGACUUACUGUCUCGAGAUGAACUCCUUCUAAUUCGAGUAAUAGGAUAGAAGUGAAUGAAGAGGGGAACUUGGAAGUUCAUGACUGAAGGAAUUAAAAAGGUCAGCAUCUAUGGAGUAGAGUGGAGGCAGGUCCCUUGCCUGAUCAUACUCUUUUCUACCUCUGAAAGUUCAUCCUAGGGUUGAAUGUCUUGUAAUGCGGCUGGUGUCAUUCGCCUCUGUUUGUCUGAACUGAUGACUAAAUGCAUUUUGCUGGUUGUUUUUAGAGGUAAUGCGUGUAAGAGUUAUGGCACACAUACAACUAGAUGAUCCUGUAAAAGCUUUGAGCUUGUAGUCAUUUACUCUUCCAGUCAUCCAUCUGUGAAUAUUCUAGGUAUUAUUUUUGGUGUCCCUUGUGAAAUAUACAUCUAAAGUUGAAUGAGCAAUGCGAUUUGCUUCAUCCGUACUGGUCAAAAGAACUUGCUCGGGUUUCGAGCAUAGAAAUAGAUGUAAAAAAGCAGAUGAAGGUGUAUUAAAUCCCUGGCCCAUAUAUCUGCAAUUAGAUUC